ACCCGCGAACCCAUCCCCCGGACGGCCACCGCCGCGAUGUCGUCGCCGGCAGCGACCGGGCCGUCCUCCUCGGGAGUGCCGCAGCCGUCGGAGCAGCAGGGCGGCUUGAGGGAGCGGCGGAUGGAGUCGCUGGGGUGGCUGACGGAGUCGGCGGUGAUGCCGAAGAAGCACAAGGCCAUCGAGGGCGUCGGCGCCGCGUCCAUCCUCGACCUCAAGGCCCAGCUUUACCGCACCCAGGAAGAGGCCCGCAAUCCCAUAGCCCCCGACGCCGCCGCCGCGGCCUCCGGCGAGUUCCGCCGCGCCAAGAAGCGCUCCGCACCCACCGACCCCCUCGGGGCCAAGAACUCGGGCGUAGACGCCAGGGCCCACAAAGAUAAGUUGGAGCUGAAAGCCGUGAAAGAUGGAUCUGCAAGCUAUGCUGCUCUAGAAAAGAAAGCAGAGUUGUAUGAAAAGUUAUCCAGAGGCGAACUACCUGAUGAAGAAGACAAGGAGAAAUAUUGUGUGGAUUUCUUCCAAAAAGGCUUUGAUCGUGCCUAUGAGCCUCAGCUGCCAGAUAGCCAUGGGGCCACUGAUGCUGCAGAGCCAGAAAAUGAUCAUGAAGAUCCUAUGGCAAAUGCCAAACCGAUGGGCCUUGGCCGAACAGGCACUACAAUUGACAGAGAUGAACACAAGCGCUUUGUCAGGGAGGUUCAUGAGGAGGUAAGUGAGGCAAGGCAGAAGGCUUCAACAGUGAGAUCUCGGCGACAAGAGCAGGAUGCUGCUCGUAGAGAGAAACUCAAGCAAGCUUACUUCAAGAAACGGCUGGAGAAGUUGAUUGCUGAAAAGCAGGCCUCUUCAGCCACUGAACCUACCAGCUAGCUAGUGAUGUCCUCACAUUUUUUCCAUGUAGCAGCUGUAACAGUUCAUGCAAUCAUGCAACUGAUAUCGGAAAUCUGUUUUGCCAGUAUUUCUUUGACCCAGUAGAGUCAAAUUCACCAAAUGAUGUUUGCAUGUACAGUUGGUUGUGCAGAAUAUUGUUGUAUACAAAUCUAGGCAAUGUCAUCUUGAUUCUCGAGUUAUUUGCUAGGCCUUCAGUGGA
Molecule: messenger RNA, 1078 nt
Organism: Phragmites australis (common reed)
Lineage: Eukaryota; Viridiplantae; Streptophyta; Magnoliopsida; Poales; Poaceae
Exons: 3
Coding region: 37-858 (273 amino acids)
Cellular component (GO): nucleus
Source: RefSeq, a predicted model, not a curated record